Messenger RNA from Tripterygium wilfordii, 1237 nucleotides. Its product is annotated as palmitoyl-monogalactosyldiacylglycerol delta-7 desaturase, chloroplastic-like. Gene Ontology annotation, molecular function: oxidoreductase activity, acting on paired donors, with oxidation of a pair of donors resulting in the reduction of molecular oxygen to two molecules of water. Gene Ontology annotation, cellular component: endoplasmic reticulum membrane. Bases 20 to 1129 code for a protein of 369 amino acids. The transcript has 5 exons. Lineage: Eukaryota; Viridiplantae; Streptophyta; Magnoliopsida; Celastrales; Celastraceae. The record is from RefSeq and is a predicted model, not a curated record. Gene Ontology annotation, biological process: lipid metabolic process.
AAAGCAUACAACCGAACCAAUGUCUGACGCAAUGGCUUUGGUCACAUCACCAUUACCCAAAUCCAAAACCUCCCCAAUUUUGCCUCUUCGCAGCGCAAUAAAACCAAUCUCAAAUUUGAUUUUAAAUCCUGGUCUCUACAAGGCAGGAUUGAAUCAACCAAAUAAACGACUGACCUCACGAAGAGUAGCACCAAUGGUUAGUGCAUUGCCUAUAGAAGCGGCAGCGCCAGAGCCACAGAAUUGUGGGAGAAAUCGAUUAUCAGAUGUGGUGGGGGAGCGGAAGAGGACCCUGUUUAGGGGCAGAGAAUGGAACACAUUGGAUAUUGGGACAGCUGGUGUUGUUUUUGCAAUGCAUUUUCUCAGUCUGUUCGCGCCGUUUCAAUUCAAUUGGAGUGCGUUUUGGGUUGCUUUUGCGCUCUAUGUGAUAACAGGUCUUCUGGGUAUUACUCUUUCUUUCCAUAGAAAUCUUUCACACAGGAGUUUCAAGCUCCCCAAAUGGCUCGAGUACUCGGUUGCAUAUUGUGGAGUUCUAGCGCUUCAGGGGACUCCAAUUGAUUGGGUGAGCACUCAUAGGCACCACCACCAGUUUUGUGAUUCUGAGAGAGACCCACAUAGCCCCAUUGAAGGCUUUUGGUAUAGUCACAUGAAUUGGCUCUUUGAUAAGAACUCUAUCACUGAAAAGUGUGGAGAGGAUAACAAUGUUGGGGACUUGAAGAAGCAGCCCUUCUAUAGGUUUAUUCAAAGAACCUACAUUUUACAUCCAAUUGCACUUGGUGCUCUGCUUUAUGCAUUGGGAGGGUUUCCCUUCCUUGUGUGGGGAAUGGGUGUGAGAAUUGUUUGGGUUUACCACAUAACUUGGAUGGUAAACUCUGUUUGCCAUGUAUGGGGGAAGCAAGCAUGGAAAACUGGCGAUUUCUCCAGGAACAAUUGGUUGGUGGCACUGCUUGCAUUUGGAGAGGGUUGGCAUAAUAACCAUCAUGCCUUUGAGUACUCUGCUCAACACGGCCUCGAAUGGUGGCAACUUGACCUGACUUGGUAUGUGGUUAGGCUUCUUCAAGCUGUAGGAUUAGCCACUGAGGUGAAGCUGCCUACUGAAAUGCAAAAGCAGAGGAUGGCUUUCAGCCAUUGAAGCUUCUGUUACCUCUUAUUUUGUCUAUUAGUUACCUUUUAGUCUUGUUGCUUAUUAAAUAUGACCACAAUUAUACAUCACCUAUGAAAAUAUUUAGGAAUUGUUUUU